AUGUCGACCGCCACCGUCACCGAGACAGCGACACAUCGCACCUCGUCCACCAUCACGCUAGACUCAGCGCCACUCACCGGCUAUGAUGAGGAGCAGAUCCGUCUCAUGGAAGAGCGAUGUAUCGUGCUCGACAAUGACGACAAGUACGUCCGCGAUGGCAGUAAGAAGGAAUGCCAUCUCAUGACCAACAUCAACAAGGGUCUCUUGCAUCGUGCUUUCUCCGUGUUCCUCUUUGAUCCUACUACGGGAAAGCUGUUGCUUCAGCGAAGGGCGCUCGAAAAGAUCACUUUCCCCAACAUGUGGACCAACACUUGCUGCUCUCAUCCGUUGGCGAUCAAGGGAGAGCUCGAGGAAGCAGAGCAGAUCGGUGUACGCCGUGCAGCGCAGCGCAAGCUCGAUCACGAACUCGGCAUCCGCGCCGAACAAGUGCCAUUGGAUGAAUUCCAGUACCUCACCCGAAUCCACUACCUCGCUCCCAACAACGACGCCAAUAACAUGUGGGGCGAACACGAAAUCGACUACAUCCUCUUCAUCACUGCCGACGUCACGUUGAAACCCAACCUGAACGAGGUCUGCGAUACCAAAUGGGUUUCGCCCGAAGAGUUGAAGGCGCUCAUGACCGAGUUGGACCCUGCGUCAUUUACGCCAUGGUUCAAGUUGAUUGUGCACAAGUUUCUCUUCCCCUGGUGGAGCGAGUUGCUCGCAAGGAGAGGCGCGGAUCACAGCAAACCAUUUGACGCCAAGUCGCUGUCGGAUCUUACAGAUCACAGCAUUCACCGCCUCCUCUGA
Molecule: messenger RNA, 789 nt
Organism: Mycosarcoma maydis (corn smut)
Lineage: Eukaryota; Fungi; Basidiomycota; Ustilaginomycetes; Ustilaginales
Product: putative isopentenyl-diphosphate delta-isomerase
Exons: 1
Coding region: 1-789 (262 amino acids)
Biological process (GO): isopentenyl diphosphate biosynthetic process; isoprenoid biosynthetic process
Cellular component (GO): cytoplasm
Molecular function (GO): isopentenyl-diphosphate delta-isomerase activity
Source: RefSeq, a predicted model, not a curated record